This is a messenger RNA of Saccharomyces paradoxus, 567 nucleotides long. It is a transcript of the gene GFD1, whose product is annotated as Gfd1p. Lineage: Eukaryota; Fungi; Ascomycota; Saccharomycetes; Saccharomycetales; Saccharomycetaceae. Bases 1 to 567 code for a protein of 188 amino acids. The record is from RefSeq and is a predicted model, not a curated record. The transcript has a single exon.
AUGCCUUUAGAAUCUAUAUGGGCCGAUGUACCUGACGAAGAACCAAUAAAGAAGCAGAAACCAAGUCACAAGCGGAGUAAUAAUAAUAACAAGAAUAAUAAUACCAGGAGAAGUAGUGAUUCCAGUUCAAACAAUAAGAAAAAGGACACUAUAAACAAAGUGAAAAAUAAUAAAAGAAACUAUGAAAGUAAGACAAAGAAUAAAAUAAAAGAAACUCCUUCCAGAGAAAAGAAUACACCUCAUAGCCAGGGCAAAAUAUCGCCUGUAAGUGAAUCAUUGGCGAUAAAUCCUUUCUCCCAGAAGGCAACUGAGGUAUCUCCUCCGCCAAUUUCACCCAGCAAAAUGAAACCUACUAAAACACAAUCCAAACUGGAUACCCCUUCCAAGAUGAAACUAUUAAAAAAGAAGAUCGAAGAGCAAAGAGAAAUAUUGCAAAAGACACAUCACAAGAACCAACAGCAACAAGUGUUGAUGGAUUUCUUGAACGAUGAGGGGAGCUCCAACUGGGUUGACGAUGAUGAAGAGGAGCUGAUCCUUCAGCGUUUGAAGACCUCUUUGAAAAUAUGA